Messenger RNA from Arachis stenosperma, 925 nucleotides. Its product is annotated as protein OXIDATIVE STRESS 3 LIKE 4-like. The transcript is spliced from 2 exons. The coding region runs from base 140 to 730 and encodes 196 amino acids. NCBI's taxonomy places the organism in Eukaryota, Viridiplantae, Streptophyta, Magnoliopsida, Fabales, Fabaceae. The record is from RefSeq and is a predicted model, not a curated record.
GAUUCCAUUUAAAGGCAUAUCUUUAGAAGAGAGAAAAGAAAAAGUGAGUGUGCAUUUUCACACUUAACAUUUGUGUUCUUAUUUAGAAAAGAAACUAACUAAGGAUUUUGUUAAGAGCAUAUAGUUGAAAAGUGCUACUAUGCUUGAGAAAGCAGCAGCUCGUGAGAUUGGUGGUGCUUCUUCUUCUUCAUUUGGGUCUGGAAAUUCAAGUGAUAAUGAUUCAUCAUUAGUGAUGGAAUCUGAUUCAUUUGAAGAAGUGAUAUCUCCUUCUUCUUCUUCUACUUUUUCUACUUCUACAAAUGACCCAUUGAGUGAUAUGUCUAGUUUGUUUCAACAACUUCCCAUUAAGAGGGGGCUAUCAAAGUAUUACGAAGGAAAGUCACAAUCUUUUAGUUCAUUAGCAAAAGUAAGGAGCUUGGAGGAUCUUGCAAAGCCAGAGAACCCAUACAACAAGAAGUUGAAAUCUUGUAGAAGCUAUGCACAGAAAAUGGGUGAUGAUGAUGAUGAUGAGAGCCAUCAAGCUUCUAGUUGUAAUAAGAGAGGAUUGUUGCAUUCUUCAACAAGUUUUUCAAGGGCUUCAUGUUCUUCACUUAUUAGUUCAACAAAAAGGGUCAAUGAAAAUAAUAAUAAUAGUAAUAAUAAUAACUUCAUUGGUAGUAGGCCACCUAUUCCACCUCAUAGGUCUACUAGUUCUACCACCAUCCCUAGUCAAACCAUUUUGUUAGUUUGAAAGGGAUUUUAUUAGAGUUGAGUUUUUUUGUUAUUUCUGGUUUUUUUCCCUUUUUUUUUUUUGGUUAGUUAAUUAAAAUUUGAGAGUUAGGAGUUUGGUGCUUGUUAUUUGGGACCAUAUGAUGUUGAUUUAACUAGCUAGUUUCAAUUGUCAAAGAAAAUUAGAAAACCAUAAAAAAAUCCCAAGAAAUCAGAA